This is a messenger RNA of Sordaria macrospora k-hell, 918 nucleotides long. RefSeq lists its product as uncharacterized. NCBI's taxonomy places the organism in Eukaryota, Fungi, Ascomycota, Sordariomycetes, Sordariales, Sordariaceae. The record is from RefSeq and is a predicted model, not a curated record.
AUGCCGUCUUUCGACCGCUACUACGCCUCCUCGUCGCCCGUCGUCACAAUGCCAGCAGAGGUCGCCCACAACUUCUCGUUUGGCAAGUCCUACCUGGAUCAGCAAGCCUCGCUCAGCCAACCCAUCUCAUGGCCACAACUCCUCCGCAACUGCUCCGCGGCCGGACGUAAACGCUCGCGCGAUGAAGCCGCCGUCAACCUUGAUCCUCCUGAGAAGAUUGUCGAGCCCGUCAUCAAGGAGUCGGAAGACGAAUGGGUCUACGGCCCUGGCAUGACCCUCAUCAGAAAGAAGUCCGGAUACGUUGCCGAUGCUAGCAGUCAGUCUGGCACCUGGGUCGAUGAGAAGGCUCAACUCGAAGCGGCGCGCAAGUCCGAAGAGGCCCUCAGCUUGCAGCAACAAAUGUCCCAAGAAAGACCAUCCCUGCGCAGCCACAAAUCACAACGGCUUGAUCCUCGCUCCUCCAACAGCACUCUCUCCAGUCGCGGCGGCAGCCCAUUGCGCGACACUUCCAACCCAAUGACCGCCUCACCGGAUUCGUUGGCCGGUCCAAUUGUUGACGACUUUACCGUUCAUCUCGGCAUCGGCUGGGCCCGAAUCCCCGAAAGCAAGCAACCCGCAGCUCGUGGUUGGGCGCGCUACAUCGAAAACCACUACUCUGUCACAAAUGCCAAGAUCCUAUUGGAAAGCCAUGGCCUGGAGGCGUAUCUGGUUGAGGCUACUGAAGGAUACUUCUUAUUCGCCGAGAACCUCCGUCAAGGGCGACUUGUCAGCAAGACUGCCGACGGCAUGCUUCAAAAUCUCAAGGGAACACCGCCUGUUUUCGAUGGCCCCGUCACAAUGGAUGCCUCUCAAACGACUAGGCCCACCAAUGCUGGCCCAUCCAUCUUUGAUGUUGCCAGCGAGAUGGACAUGAGCUAG